Vicugna pacos (alpaca) is the source of this 3306-nucleotide messenger RNA. NCBI's taxonomy places the organism in Eukaryota, Metazoa, Chordata, Mammalia, Artiodactyla, Camelidae. The record is from RefSeq and is a predicted model, not a curated record.
AAGUCGGUGGCAGGCACUGGGGAAGCCGAGCCGCCGAGCCCGAGCCCGGCGCCCUGUGUUGUGCUCCGCUCUCCGGGAAAUGCCAUCACUAAUUUAUGCACUAAAAGGAGCCGGAGGAGCUGGAGAGACGCGGGGCCGAGCCGGGGAGGCCGGCGGAGGGAGGGAGGGCGCAGGCACUGACUGAUGUGCAGCAGAAAAUGGCUCCUUUCCCCUUUCCCUCCACCGAACGGCUCCAUAUUGCAAAACCAAAAAAAAAAACUUAGAAAGCGACGAAAAUGCAAUUGUGUGCCUCUUCCCUCCUAGCGGUGCAGGGAGAGGAAGAAAAAAGGCUGAAAAUGUUGGGAACUGUCACUGCGGCGCUUUUGGUGGGGGAUUUUUUUUCUUUAAUUUGAAAUGCGAAGGCACCGGAUGGAGACAGACGCGCAGGCACACGCACACACACACUCACACAGAGAGAGAGAGGCAUUAUUUUUGUGUUGCUGAGUAUUUGGGGGUGCUUGCCCGUGACAGCGGGCUCCAGGGCGCGGAGGGGGUGGUGGGGGGGCAGCUUGGCUGACGGUUAUCGGAUUAGGGGUCAAAUGGAGAAUGGCUGAAGCCCUCGCGGAGACUCGGGGCUGGGGAGAGGAGGAGGGGACUGAGACUUUGCAUUUAGGCUGCUUUGCACGCAGGGUUCCUGGUGAGCAAAGUGGCUUUGGAACAUGUCGCAGUAACAUGCUUAAAAUUCUUGACAACUGCAAAAUAAACUGCUAGUUUCAUUUUCCUUACCCCUCCCCUUUCUUCCUGCUCUUGUGUGUUUAUUUUGACUUGGGGAGGGUGUAUCAGGGACUGUGUCAGGCCUGCAGAAAUUUACCCUCACCGCCCCCCCAACAUCCACAGCUAAAUAGCUUUCGGUUCAUGAAGACAGAGUAGGGCCUUAUGUCAUUCCCCACCUGGAGGCCGCAAAGCUGGCUCGGUUUUUUUUUACGCCGUGUCCCCCUCCCUUUUCCCUUGCAAGAUAUAACACGUGGGAACCCGAGGAGAACAUCCUGGAUCCCCGGCUGCUGAUCGCCUUCCAGAACAGGGAACGGCAGGAACAGCUGAUGGGAUAUCGGAAGAGAGGGCCGAAGCCCAAACCGCUGGUGGUGCAGGUACCUACCUUUGCCCGUCGUUCCAAUGUGCUGACUGGACUCCAGGACUCCUCGGCUGACAACCGUGCCAAGCUGGAGCUGGGUGGUCAGGGCAAGGGCCAAGGGCACCAGUAUGAGCUCAACAGCAAGAAGCACCACCAGUACCAGCCGCACAGCAAGGAGCGGGCGGGCAAGCCCCCACCGCCCGGCAAGAGCGGCAAAUACUACUACCAGCUCAACAGCAAAAAGCACCACCCCUACCAGCCAGACCCCAAAAUGUAUGACCUGCAGUACCAGGGCGGCCACAAGGAGGCACCCAGCCCCACCUGCCCGGACCUAGGCGCCAAAAGCCACCCACCCGAUAAGUGGGCCCACGGCGGGGGGGCCAAGGGCUACCUGGGAGCUGUGAAGCCCCUGGCCGGUGCGGCCGGGGCUCCAGGCAAGGGUUCUGAGAAGGGUCCCCCCAACGGGAUGACGCCCGCCCCCAAGGAGGCGGUGACGGGCAACGGGAUUGGGGGUAAAAUGAAGAUCGUCAAAAACAAGAACAAGAACGGGCGCAUCGUGAUCGUGAUGAGCAAGUACAUGGAGAACGGCAUGCAGGCGGUGAAGAUCAAGUCCGGUGAGCCGGCCGAGGGCGAGGCGCGCUCCCCCAGCCACAAGAAACGAGCUGCUGAGGAGCGUCACCCCCCGGCCGACAGGACUUUCAAAAAGGCUGCAGGGGCUGAGGAAAAGAAAGCAGAAGCGCCCUCCAAGAGGAGGGAGGAGGAGGUGCCCCGGGCCGUUGACCCGCAGCCCCAGGAGGCCGGCUCCCGAAAGCUCUCCCCUACCAAGGAUGCUUUCAGCGAGCAGCCCCUGCAGCUCACCACCAAGCCUGACCUGCUGGCUUGGGACCCCGCCCGCAGCACACACCCGCCCUCUCACCACCACCACCACCACCACCAUCACCACCACCACGCUGUCGACCUAAAUCUCUCCCACGCGCGCAAGCGCUGCCUUUCGGAGACCCACAGCGAGCGAGAGCCCUGCAAGAAGCGCCUGACGGCGCGCAGCAUCAGUACCCCCACCUGCCUGGGGGGCAGCCCGGCUGCCGAGCGCCCCGCUGACGUGCCCCUCUCUGCCGCCCUCCCGCAGCCGGAGGUCAUCCUGCUGGACUCGGACCUGGAUGAGCCCAUAGACUUGCGCUGCGUCAAGACGCGCGGCGAGGCCGGGGAGCCGCCCAGCGCCCUCCAUGUGAAGCCCGAGGCGCCUGCGACCACGGGAGUGGCAGCUGCGCCGGCGACAGCGGCCGAGAAGCCUCCGGCCGAGGCCCAGGACGAGCCCGAGGAGCCUCUGAGCGAGUUCAAGCCCUUCUUUGGGAAUAUAAUUAUCACCGACGUCACCGCGAACUGCCUCACCGUCACGUUCAAGGAGUACGUGACAGUGUAGCCGGAGGGCGUCGGAAGGGGAAGCACUGUCCCUGGGAGCUUAGCACCCGGGGCCUGGGGGUGGACUCCUCCCUCUCCAACUGCGGGAGAUCCGGCCGGCCCCAGCACGAAAUGCCCGAAGCCGCAGCAACCGCGUCCUUCUGCGUCCCGCUGUAGGGUCCUGGCCGGGGCGCCGGGCCCGCACUGGCGCCUUCCACGCUGUGCCUGCGGGUCUCGCCCCCCACCUGCCCCAUCCCCUCUCUCGUGGACCUCCGGGACUGACAGGGCAACCACACUCGGUGGUCUCAGAGUUAUAGUAUUAUAUUUUAACCGUGCUAACUUGUCAAGUGCAGACUUUACUCCCGUUUGUACGUGGUGUUAUUGAAAUGUAUUGUUUGAGCUCAAAAGGCCCACCACCCCCUUCGGGCUGAUAUAUAUAUAUUUAUUUGUAGGUAUUUAUAUAUUGAAAUAUAAAAACCUAGAUUUAUGGAGUUUCCUCUAGAUCAUGUUAUAUUCUAUAUCAGACAAACUUAUUUUCUGUUGACCUUUCUACCCAUUCAUUCAGUAUUUCAGUUGAUUUCAUUUCCUCCCCUUCCAGGAACUGUAAUACCAGUAACCUUGGUAUAUAUUUUUUGAUACUGUACACAUGGAUGUGUUGUUUCUAUGUGCAAAAAAAAAGUUUGUUAAAAGGCUAAACGAGCUCUCUAGAAACUGCUGCUACUAGAAAUGUCUAAACUAUAAGCUUCCAGUUAUUACCUGCUUGAAUGUAAAUAUUAAAUGGAGAUGUUGAAGGUGCA